AUGAGUACUGGUGCUGGCGAGCAAGGUACUGUGAGAAUGAGGGAGAGACAGUUUGCGCUAGAGAAAUACGUCUCAACCUCUGGAGAAAAUUCGAGAACGCCUGUAAUAUGUACAAAGCCAACUGUCGGCACGGAUACGGAGAUAGAUCCGCUAGCGUUACAACGAUUCGCAGAGUUUAAUUGCUUCAAGUUAAAAACUUGCACUCGGGGAGGUACACCUGUUUGCGGUUUUGACGACACCCGUAGAGUAUUAGCUCAGUUUGAAGACAUGUGCACACUCUAUCAGGUUAACUGCGAAGGAAAAGGCGUAUUUAUGUACGUGGAAGAAAAUAUUUGCGAAGGACAGAAACGAUUUGAACUUGAAUACAAGCCAUUUGACGAAAAUUCUAAGUAUUUUAUUGGUUAA
Molecule: messenger RNA, 405 nt
Organism: Pieris macdunnoughi
Lineage: Eukaryota; Metazoa; Arthropoda; Insecta; Lepidoptera; Pieridae
Source: the annotation of a GenBank genome assembly